CUAUUGAUGCAUUCACUCAACGCACAAGCCCCAGAGAAGCCGGUCCACUUAGUUCCUAACGAUCCGCUAAAUUUAACUCGCGAAAAUGAUGAAGUACCUCGGUCUGCUGCUCAUUGCGAGCUGUGUGUUAAUUGUGCGCGGAGGUGUUAUCGAGAUAGAAGUUCCUCAGGAGAUCACUGAGGGCCCUGAGAAUGAGUCUAAAAACUCAGUGGAAGCAGAGCCACCAAACAACAGUGAAAACAACUCAACUCUGAAGCUGGUUCACGUGCUAUUCCGCCAUGGGCCCCGAACACCCGUCACCACCUAUCCCACAGAUCCGUAUAUCAACGAAACCUUCAUGCCCUACGGAUGGGGCGCGCUCACGAAUGGUGCUAAAGUGGAGCUGUAUAAAAUAGGCAAACAACUGCGUCGACGCUAUAAAGAUUUCCUGCCUGCCUACUAUCAGCCCGAAGUGAUCCGUGCCCAAUCUUCGGAGUCGCCGCGUACAAUGAUGUCCCUGCAAAUGGUCUUGGCCGGACUCUUUCCCCCGGAGAACACUCCCAUGGAAUGGAACCUGAUGCUCAACUGGCAGCCCAUUCCCAUUAUGAUGGAACCAGAGGAAACCGAUGUGCGCAUAAGAAUGAAGGCCCCCUGUCCUCGAUACGAUGAGGCGGUUUUGGAGGUGAUAAACCUUCCCGAGGUUAAACAGCUGCACGCCGAGAACUCUGAAUUGCUUCAGGAACUGACUAAUCUCACUGGGCUCAAUGUUACCCACACCCAUGAUGUUACCAAUAUAUUUAUCACACUGCAAUCGGAGCAAGCUUACGGCCUGGAGUUGCCCUCGUGGACCAAGGACUACUAUCCGGAGAAGAUGUUACCCCUAGCCGGAAAGUCUUACGUCUACGAUGCAUAUACGACCGAGUUACGCAAAAUGAAAGGAGGCUUCUUCUUAGAGCUCCUUUUAAAGCAGUUGCAGGACAAGAUCUCUGGAAAGACACGACCCAAGGAUCGCAAGAUGUUCCUUUCCUGCGGACACGACUGGACCAUCACAAAUGUGCUUUCUGCCUUGAAUGUUUGGGAGGCUCUGAUGCCACGAUUCUCAGCUCUAAUAGCCUUUGAGUUGCAUCAGAAUUCAAAAACAGGAGAGUAUUUUCUGGAGAUCUUCUUCCAGAACGAUCCCGAAAAAGAGCCGCAGCAGUUACAGAUUCCUGGCUGUGAAAAACAGUGUCCCAUUUCGAAGUUAUUGGAACUAACCAAGGAUAUAAUUCCUGAUGCUCCCUAUGAAGAACUGUGCAAAGCAAAGGGAACUCUAGAGGGAGCUAAGAUCAGCUAUAAUUACUAAGGAAUCCCGUGAUUAAUAAUCCAGUAUGCAGUAUUAAUGAUAAUAAAGAUAUACUUAUAUGUGAAACUA
Drosophila suzukii is the source of this 1390-nucleotide messenger RNA. The record is from RefSeq and is a predicted model, not a curated record. Lineage: Eukaryota; Metazoa; Arthropoda; Insecta; Diptera; Drosophilidae.